AUGACUUAUGAGUUUAAUUUUUCUAUCAUAGGAGUCGUACGUGUUAGUGUUGUCGGGAUGUUUGCAUUUUUACACACGAGACAUCUGAUUGAAUCGUUUUAUGACGCACGGAAGACCAUGCCAAAGAAAUUGGUAAAAUGUUUUAAUAAUAAUAAUAUAGGGCCGAACGAUGCAUCUAUUAGAUGUAGGUCGUUGGUAAGCGUGAGUGAGAAAUCUAUCAACGCAAGUGUUCAAGUCAAUUUAGACCCGGCAGCUGUAUCCGGUUGUAUUGACAUUGAACAGUUUCAAAAAGUGAUAGAAAUAAAUCUGCAAUUGGAAAAUAGAUUGACCAAGUUGGAAGAAAUGAUUCGACGCGGUGAUGAAAAACAAAAGAUUCAAGAUCUUCAAGAUAUGAACAACAAGGUAGACACCAAAUUGUCAAAUUACCAACGAUCGUUGAUGGAAAAAAUUGACGAUGAAUUAAAGACCAUCGGCUGUGACGUUAAAAGUAUCAAACACUGUUAUGGAAUGUUAAAUACAAGUUUCCACGAGAUGGAAAACAAAUUGAUUUCAUUAGAAAAUAAUUCAGAGAAGCCGAUGCGCAAAUAUAAUGAUAUUAAGACUAGGAUUGCAGCCCUAGAAAGAGAUGUAAUGAAAAAUUCAUCACAUAUUAUCGGUUUGAACUUUUCACUGCGUUCGUUGGAGUGGACUAGACCACAAUCCUUCGGGUCCCCUGGAAUGUUUCCUCCCGAUAACCGUUGUUACAACGAACAAGCUUCAUUCGCUGCAGCUCCAUCAUAUUAUGAUAUGCCACCAACGGCAAAACCCGGGCCGAGUGGAGCAGUUUUGCCUCCAUCGCCACCUGCACCCCCGUCGACUAGUGUAUUUUGUCAACCACUGCCACCCGCACCCCCGGCGCCGUUGUCUCAGAAUAUUCCGAAAAAAUCGGAUUCAGACAAAUCCAGCUCUUCUUCAACAGCGAAAGGUGAACAAGUGUAUGGGAGGAUCCCAAUAACCACUGAGAUCCUAAAGUCUGUUGUUCUCAAGCCACCUGGCGAGAGGAAGAGAGUGAGCAAACCCUUUUCAGCGAAAGUUGAGAAAGUGUCUGGGAGGACCCCAAUAACCGCGGAGAUGUUAAAGUCUGUUGUUCUCAAGCCACCUGGCGAGAAAAAGAAAGAACCAAACAAAAAGCCUCUGAAUAGUGGAGAUAAGGAAAACAAAAAUGGAAACUGGAAAUCGGAAAUAUCUUUGGGUACAUGGAACGUUCGCACAUUAUACAGCACUGGAGCGGCACAUACAGUGACGCAAGAAAUAGGGAGAUAUAAACUUAAAAUUGUGGCUUUCCAAGAAAUUAGAUGUGUUCAUGCCCCUACUGAGGAAAAGACUCAAGAAGAAAAUGACGACUUCUAUGAUGAAUUAACGAACGUAGUAUAUGGACCUAAUAACAGAAUAGUGGUUAUAUUAGGAGACCUUAAUGCAAAAGUAGGAAAAGAAUUAAUAUUUAAACCAACCAUUAGCCACCAUAGCUUACAUGAAGUAACUAACAAUAAUGGCCUCAGCCUAAUCGACUUUGCAACGAGCAAAGGCUUAGUGAUCAAGAGCACAAUGUUUCCCCAUAAAAAGGUCAAUAAGGGAACAUGGAAGUCACCAGAUGGGAAUCACACAAAUCAAAUUGACCAUGUACUAGUCAAUAACAGGUUCAAAAACAGUAUUACGGAUGUCAAAACGAUGCGAGGAGCGGACUGUGACUCUGACCACUAUUUGGUUAAGGUAAAAAUUAAAGCAAGAGUGAAGAGAAGGGUGGCAACAAGGCCAAUCGUAAUAGACAGAUAUGAUAUUACUAAGUUCACAGAUGAAAUUUUCUGUAAACGUUUUAAAAGUGAGAUACACAAACGCAGCAGUGAAUUAAAUAUAGAUAGUAUAGACUCAAUAAAUAAUAUGUGGAGGAGGGUACAGGAGACAAUAAAAGAAACAUCAGCUGAAGUCCUGGGAAAACUAAAAAAACACUAA
Messenger RNA from Myzus persicae (green peach aphid), 1989 nucleotides. RefSeq lists its product as uncharacterized. The record is from RefSeq and is a predicted model, not a curated record. Gene Ontology annotation, molecular function: catalytic activity. Bases 1 to 1989 code for a protein of 662 amino acids. The transcript is spliced from 9 exons. Lineage: Eukaryota; Metazoa; Arthropoda; Insecta; Hemiptera; Aphididae.